This is a messenger RNA of Schizosaccharomyces osmophilus, 1128 nucleotides long. RefSeq names its product ER membrane chaperone for multipass membrane protein. Gene Ontology annotation, cellular component: endoplasmic reticulum. The transcript has a single exon. Lineage: Eukaryota; Fungi; Ascomycota; Schizosaccharomycetes; Schizosaccharomycetales; Schizosaccharomycetaceae. The coding region runs from base 1 to 1128 and encodes 375 amino acids. Gene Ontology annotation, molecular function: calcium ion binding. Gene Ontology annotation, biological process: endoplasmic reticulum calcium ion homeostasis. The record is from RefSeq and is a predicted model, not a curated record.
AUGGUUAGAAAAGUAUUGAUGUCAGUUUUAGCAUUCAUUUCUGGUGCUUUGGCAACAGAUGAGAGCUCGGAAGAGUCACAUACAACUGAGGAAUUUAUUGACACUGAAAAUUCUGGAAUGCUUAGAAAGGUCCACUGGCAAGACUUCAAAAUUGAGUUGAUCGUUUUGUCUGUGUUUGCCUUGUACGUUGUUUCAUUUAUCACCAAAAAACGCAAAAAUGCCGAUUUUGCUUCUCGUUGGUACAACUCUUUGCAAACCCUGCUUCGUAAUCAAUUUUCUCAAUAUGGUCCAGGAAGAAACAUGUCUCCCGUUAUUGAUGUCUCUCCUACAGAGUACUCGUCAUACCUCACCGGUAGAGUAAAUGUAAAAAACGUCUACACUACUUUGCAACUCUUUCCUCGUCAGGACCUGUUUACUUAUGGUAUAAACCAGCUUGUUGAAAUAUUUAUGGGAAAUGUAAUGUCUCCAGUACUUCCCGCUGCCGAUCGCUUCCAGCUAAUACUUAACCUUGGCAAUCAUGCCAAGCCCUGGCAACCAUUCGUGUUUGCCAUUGUGCGUAAGGAUUGCAUGCGUAUUCUCCGAGAGACUAGAUUCGAUCUUAGCUUUACUAGAAUCUCUUCUCAUCCAUUGCUUCCUGAAACCCACGUUCUAAUGUCCGAAAAUCUUGAAUGUACCGAACGCGUCCUUAACCUUCCUCAAUUCCUUCCUUCCCUUCAAUCUUCCAUGAAGAACCUCGAGUACCUCAUCGUUACUGAUCAGCCGGCUGCUGCCCCUGCAAAUGAAAAAGAGUAUAUGGAACAACCUCGUAUCGAUGCCUCGAUGCGUGUCGACAACGUAGGCACUUUUAAUGAGCUUGAAAAUCCCCAGGCUAAUGAUCUACUUAACACUUUAUUAUUGAUUGCUGAUAAUACGUCUAAAUUCCAAUGGCGACCUGAAAUUACUAAAAAAUUGACUUCCUCUCGCAAGUUGGCCCUUGAAGAAGUAGUCCAUGCUUCUGCUGCUGCGAAAGCCGCCAAAAGCAAAAAGUCCACCGCUUCUGACGUUUCCAAUCUGUCUGAAAGCGAACAGAAGAAGCGCGUGGAUAAAGAACGUCAACGCAAAAUCAAGAAGCGUAGUAAGCGUGCCUAG